Molecule: messenger RNA, 3480 nt
Organism: Athalia rosae (coleseed sawfly)
Lineage: Eukaryota; Metazoa; Arthropoda; Insecta; Hymenoptera; Athaliidae
Product: cytochrome P450 9e2-like
Exons: 1
Coding region: 197-1738 (513 amino acids)
Molecular function (GO): heme binding; iron ion binding; oxidoreductase activity, acting on paired donors, with incorporation or reduction of molecular oxygen
Source: RefSeq, a predicted model, not a curated record
CGUUGGGAUGUGCGAUUCAGUCGAGCCAAACAGUCUGCAGAAGCUGUAGGCGACUCCAAGUCGGACGAGUCGACUACGUUAAAUCAAAAGAAAGGAACAAUCGACGCGAACACGACCUUCACCCGGCGGUCGUUUCAACUCCAGGUAGAUAGCACCGUGUCUUUGUUCCGAAAAAGUGAGGUGACACGGCACGACGAUGGAGGUGGGAAACUUGGGUCCGGUGGUCCACGCCAUCCUUGGAAUACUUGGGAUAUCCUUGAUCGUGUAUUUCUGGCGUGUUUUCACUCUGAUGCUAUUCAUGACGAAGAACAAAGUUCCGUACGAGAUACCAUUGCCGUUCAUCGGUAACAUGUUGCCAACUCUGACGAAGAGGAUAUCCUUCGGCGAAUUCUUCAUUAACCUUUACGACAAGUUCCCCGAGGCGAAGUACUUCGGUGUUUUUCAGUUCGGCAAGCUCGAGUACGUGGUACGCGAUCUCGACAUGAUCAAGUCCGUGACGGUAAAAAACUUCGAACACUUUCCGGAUCACAUGGCAUUCGUAGACGAGGUGAGCGAUCCUCUCUUCGGUGGUAAUUUAUUCCUGAUGAAGGGCGAACGUUGGAAGGAAAUGCGAUCCAUAGUCAGCCCGGUAUUUACGUCGAGCAAAAUGCGGGGCAUGUUCGAGCUGAUAUCGGAAUGCGCGGACAAUUUGGCCUCGUACCUCCUCAAGCAACCACGCCCACUGACCUUGGAGAUGAAAGAUGUUUUCACCCGAUACACUAACGAUGUAAUAGCUACCACGGCAUUCGGAAUCGAUGUGGAUUCUCUGGAGAAUGCCGAGAACGAAUUUUACUUGAUGGGCAAGGACGCCACGUAUUUCGGGGGACUGCGCACCAUCAAAUUGUUCCUGUUCAUAUGGAGCCCCGUGGUAAUGAGGAUACUCGGACUUACGUUUCUGUCGAGGAAGGUCAGCAAGUUCUUCUGCGACCUCGUCGGUGACACAGUUUCGACCAGGGAAAAAAACGGGAUCCAAAGACCAGAUCUGAUCAAUCUUCUGAUGCAGGCAAAACAUAAACAAACCGAUGAAAAGCUCACGAUCAAAGAGAUAACCUCGCAAGCAUUUAUAUUUUUUGUCGCUGGAUUCGACACGUCGUCCACAUUGAUGUGUUUCACUAGCCACCAGCUAGCGAUAAAUCCAGAUAUUCAAGAUAAGCUGAUAGCGGAGAUAGACGACGCUGUCGAAGAGGAAGGCGGCAAACUUUCUUACGAAAAAGUUAACCAACUCAGGUACCUCGAAAUGGUAUUGAACGAAACUCUUAGGUAUUACCCUCCCGCGGUUGUAACCGAUCGCAUCAACACCCAUGUAAGCUCCGAAUUUCCACCAGCAACAGAAGGUGGCAACCCGAUCCAAAUUAAACCGGGCAGCCGCAUCUUGAUUCCUAUUAUCGCGAUACACAGAGACCCAAAGUAUUUUCCGGACCCGCAGAAAUUUGACCCCGACAGAUUCAGCCCGGAGAACAAAAACAAUAUCAACCCUUUUGCUUUCAUACCGUUCGGUGCCGGGCCAAGAAAUUGUCCAGGGAACAGGUUCGCAUUGAUGGAAACUAAACUAGUGCUCUGCAGCAUCCUGAGGAAGUUCAAAUUCCGAGUCAGUGCCAAGACUCACCUGCCACUUGUCCUGAGCAGAAGCACCAUUUCCAUGACUGCGGAACAUGGAUUCUGGCUGGACCUCGAACCCAGAAUCACAUCGACCGCUUAAAAAUAUCUAAGCUAGUAACGAGUGUGACUUGCUUCCACGUUUUUGUUUUUUCAACUAUAUUCCGGACUGUAGUUUGGCGGAAUAAAUUCUCUCAGGGUUUUUGUAGGGAUAUUUUGUUUCUGGUCAAAGUGUCUGAGAUCAAGUUUAGAUGAGGAUAGGGAUCCGCUAACUUAGACUGAAGUAAUUAUAGAUAUAAAAAUUAAUUUUUGUCACAAUUCUAUACAAUACAACAACAUUCGUAAAGGAGAUAUCCGAUCGGUAUGAUACAAACUUCGCAUGUGGAACAGUGUACAUGCAUUACGAGGAUAGCAAUUUUCUCAUAACAUAAUCGUCUACGUAAUCUGCCUUGUUGACGAAUUGCGUCUGAUAUACGUACGGGCGAUCCGACAAAAAAGAAAUAUGAUUAAAUAAGUGCUCUGUACAAUUCGACAGGCUACUGAUCUAUUCAAUCGAACAAUUAAACCAAUGAUAUGGAAUGGUGUACAUUAUCUAGACCUGAAAUGAUCGCUCAUUGAUUAGACAGCGAUAAUCAAUAAAGAAAAAAAUCUACUGUUUCCUUACCACUCGAUCAUCUGAAGAAGAGACACAUGGUCAACUAAAUCAACAAAAGUUGUUGCAAAUUACAAAUCUAUCGCCGAUUGUUAUAGGGAAGAAUUUCGUCUGUCGUCAUUUCUUGACGAUACGAAAAUAAUGAAAUGACCCAAGUGCGUCGCAGCACGUGUGAUAUCCGUACGAUAUCUGUUGUAAAAUCGUCGCACGAUCUCAGUCUCUCCUAAUACUGCUCUGCUCUGAAUGGUAACUACGCCCAUACGUAUUGCGUAAUCCUCGACACGUAAUAUAACAAAUACGCUCUGUAGUCUGAGCAGAGAGAGAGAGAGAGAGAGAGAGGAAGAGAGUGGUUCUCAACGAGCGUUUUACCGGGUACGAAAAGACUUGCAAGGGUAACGAAAUCGAUAAGAUCGACACGGCGUUGAUGAGUCAAGAUCUUCUCGAACUUGAUUUUAUUCUUCGAUCGUUCGCAUGUGGGUUUGCGUCGAAUUGGUAUUGUGAUAAGAAAAAUCGAGAGAGAGAGAGAGAGAGAUAUACUAAAAAUGAUAUCAACUAAUGCAUUAUACAGCCUGUAGAGAGCGCCUACCGUCACAGAGAGAGAGUCUAAUCGUGUCACGUGAUUUUGGUACGCUCACCGUUCCCUUCUCAAUCAUUGGACAGUGUAUAAUAGCCGCAGGUAACAGAGGACCUGAAUCCACAGAGUACGCCGUUUUGUUGGGGCUUCGCUAAUCAGGAUCAAAGGCUCCUGCCGGGCAGGAAGAUACAAAGACCGAUAAAAGUGGUAAAACGUUUUGCGCCUUGUACGUUUUGGGAGACGCAAUGUUCGAAGAAGACGUUGCCUCGUGGUACUGGCUGACAUUUUUGGUCUGCAUGAUCGUCGGUUGGAUCGGGACUCGCAUGAGAAUGCGUAUCGUCAGACGAACUGGAGUGGAAGGAGUUCGAGAAGCGGUGGGAACUUCGGCACCCGACGCUCUUAAUGACCGGACAAAACAAGACUGACUCGAAAAUCCAUAAACAUAUAUAUACAUCUUCACGAUCCCGCUCAAAUGCUACCUUGGCGACUUCAAACGUUUCGAACGUACUUCAGAUUUCGGCGAGAUUACAAUCGCUGAAUAUAAAUCAAGACUAUUUGAUCGAUUGAUCGAUCGAUUGAUUUUUUUUGUUGUAUUUCGUAAAUAAAAUUCUGGAAUGUC